Molecule: messenger RNA, 1852 nt
Organism: Andrographis paniculata
Lineage: Eukaryota; Viridiplantae; Streptophyta; Magnoliopsida; Lamiales; Acanthaceae
Product: squalene epoxidase 3-like
Exons: 8
Coding region: 43-1728 (561 amino acids)
Biological process (GO): sterol biosynthetic process
Cellular component (GO): endoplasmic reticulum; membrane
Molecular function (GO): squalene monooxygenase activity; flavin adenine dinucleotide binding
Source: RefSeq, a predicted model, not a curated record
GUUACUUAUUUCUCUUUGAUUGUUUUUCAAAAUUAUAAACUGAUGGCAGAUGAUGAUGAUGAUAUGUACUACUUUAUUGGUGGAUAUAUUAAUGUUGUGUUCUUUGUGGGGUUAGUUGUUUUACUGUAUGCUUUAUUAUUACAAUCGAAGAAGAAGAAGAUAGGGCAGACUAAAUCUUACAGUACUGUGUGUAAGAAUGGUUGCGCAACGACCUCUGCCAUGGAAGAAAAAUCUGAUCAGCCCGACAUUAUAAUUGUCGGCGCUGGAGUUGCCGGAGCGGCGCUGGCCUAUGCUCUUGCCAAGGAUGGGCGACAAGUUCGUGUUAUAGAAAGGGACUUAAAAGAGCCAAACCGAGUCGUUGGUGAAAUUCUACACCCUACGGGAUUCAUGAAAUUGAUCGAGUUGGGACUUCAAGAUUGCAUAAAUGAUAUCGAAGCUCAACAACUACUCGGCGUUGUUUUUAACAAGUAUGGUAAAACCACCACAAUGCCUUAUUCCCUCGAGAAAUAUGGUCCGCAUUUCUCGGGGACGAGCUUUCACAAUGGCAGAUUUGUACAGAGGAUGAGAGAAAAGGCAGCAAUCCUCUCCAAUGUCCGGCUUGAGCAAGGGACAGUGGUUUCCCUUAUUGAAGAAAAGGGAGUGAUUAAAGGAGUUCGAUACAAGACUAAAAACUCUCAAGUGAUAGCUUCAACUUAUGCGCCGCUAACUAUUGUUUGCGAUGGUAGCUCUUCGAACUUGCGGCGCACUCUAUGUACUCCCAUGGUGGAGACUCCAUCUGAAAUGUUCUGUUUGAUCCUGGAAAAUUGUGAACUUCCAUAUCCUAACUAUGUCAAUUUAUUCUUUAGAGGCUCUAGUCCAUUUUUAUUGUACCAAAUCAGUAGCACAGAAAUUCGCUUGACUGUCGAAGUCCCGAGGAAAAACAGGUCUUCCAUCACCAUUGCCGACUACUUGAAAACUGCGGUGGCUCCCGAGAUUCCUCCCACACUCUAUGAUGCAUUCAUGGCUGCGAUCGAUAAAGGAAAUAUAAAGGCAAUGCCAAACAAAUCGAUGCCCGGAAAGCCUAACCACACUCCCGGUGCAAUUCUGAUCGGGGAUGCUUUGAACAUGCGGCAUCCCAUGAUUGCAGCCGGCAUGACUGUAGCCCUACACGACGUAGUUCUCCUACGGGACGUUCUUAGAGGUGUAAAUGAUCUACAUGACAAAGAUGCUCUAUCCAACCUCAUAAAAUCAUUCUAUGCUCUAAGAAAGCCAUUCGCAUUCACAAUCAAUCUUUAUGCCGGAGCAUUCUGCAAAAUUUUCGACUCUGCAACCGAAGCUUCUCCCAAAUCGACUGGUGACCUAAGGGAGGCAUUGUGUCAAGCAUGUUGCGGCUAUCUAAGCCUCGGAGGGUUUGUCGCGCAAAGAAUUAUCGCGACGGGCAGUGGCCUAACCCCACAUCCUAUAAUGCUCUUAAUCCAUGCAUUGGGUAUAGCUGUUUAUGGACUCAUUCACCAAGUGCUUCUCCCUUUUCCUUCACCAAAAAGGCUAUGGUUUGGAGCUAAGCUCUUAUGGGUUGGAUUUGGGGUUCUUUUCCCUCUUGUAAAGGUUGAAGGAAUCACAGUUGGAAUGCUGUUUAAUCUUAUUGUUCCUGCAGGCCUUCUUAAGAGGAUGAUGUUUCUUUCAAUCUGCAGUAUAUUUAUUAUUGUUUUCUUCUUCGAAAUGAUUUACAUCAGUCAUAGAUUUAAAUAAAGAAGCUUCUGUGUUAUAGAAUUUUAUGGAUAUAUGCUGAAGAAGGGGGAUUCGUGUUGUAUUUUAUGAAUUUGCAUUGUUUUGAAAAAGAAACAAAAAACCAUGUAUUUUGUUAUAUGUUAUA